AAACAAAAGAAAAGGAAAGAUGAAGGAUGCAGAUGUGUCAAAGCAGAUCCAACAGAUGAUUAGGUUCAUCCGCCAAGAAGCUGAGGAGAAAGCUAAUGAAAUAUCUGUCGCUGCUGAGGAGGAAUUCAAUAUUGAGAAACUGCAUUUACUCGAAGCUGAAAAGAGAAAGAUCAGACAAGAGUACGAGCGAAAAGCCAAACAAAUUGAUGUUCGCAGAAAGAUUGAAUACUCAAUGCAGCUGAAUGCAUCCCGUAUAAAAGUACUUCAAGCACAAGAUGAGGCUGUGAAUUCUAUGAAGGAUGCUGCUAAAAAGGCGCUUUUACGUGUCUCGAAUGAUAAGAAAGCAUAUAAGAAACUCAUGAAAGACAUGAUUGUUCAGGGUUUAAUGCGCCUGAGGGAACCAUCAGUGAUACUACGAUGCAGAGAGGGUGACCGUAAGCUAGUUGAGUCAUUGCUAGAGGAAGCCAAAAAAGAAUACUCGGAGAAAGCCAACUUGCAAUCCCCUAAGAUUACCCUUGAUGAUCGUGUUUACCUCCCACCAUCUCCAAAAAACAGUGCCGUGGAUUCCCAUGAACCUUUUUGCUCCGGAGGAGUAGUAUUGGCCUCGGAGGAUGGGAAGAUAGUGUUGGAAAACACCCUUGAUGCGCGACUGGAUGUCAUUUUCCGACAGAAACUGCCUCAGAUACGGAAGCGCCUGUUAGGUUGA
Molecule: messenger RNA, 706 nt
Organism: Gastrolobium bilobum
Lineage: Eukaryota; Viridiplantae; Streptophyta; Magnoliopsida; Fabales; Fabaceae
Product: V-type proton ATPase subunit E2-like
Exons: 6
Coding region: 20-706 (228 amino acids)
Biological process (GO): proton transmembrane transport
Cellular component (GO): proton-transporting two-sector ATPase complex, catalytic domain
Molecular function (GO): proton-transporting ATPase activity, rotational mechanism
Source: RefSeq, a predicted model, not a curated record